Messenger RNA from Papaver somniferum (opium poppy), 1098 nucleotides. Its product is annotated as mitochondrial adenine nucleotide transporter ADNT1-like. Gene Ontology annotation, biological process: transmembrane transport. The coding region runs from base 1 to 1098 and encodes 365 amino acids. The record is from RefSeq and is a predicted model, not a curated record. The transcript has 9 exons. NCBI's taxonomy places the organism in Eukaryota, Viridiplantae, Streptophyta, Magnoliopsida, Ranunculales, Papaveraceae.
AUGGCAUCAUCACAAAAUGUAGUUGCAAAAUCGGAGAUGGUUAGUUUAGUUGUGGAGCAUAAGUUACCUGCUAGCGAAGAAGGUGUUAUCAAAGCUCCUCCUGAACAUGCACUUCUUCGUAUCUGCAAAUCUCUUGUUGCGGGUGGAAUUGCCGGUGGAGUGUCACGUACUUCUGUUGCUCCAUUGGACCGUUUAAAAAUUUUGCUUCAGGUUCAGAAUCCUCACUGUAUCAAGUACAAUGGAUUAGUUCAAGGCUUAAAGUACAUAUGGAGCACUGAGGGUCUUCAAGGAUUCUAUAAAGGAAAUGGUACAAACUGUGCACGUAUUAUCCCAAAUAAUGCAAUUAAGUUCUUUACCUACGAGCAAGCAUCAAGGGGUAUUUUAUGGCUUUAUCGUCAGCAGCCUGGCAAUGAGGAUGCAUCACCACCUAACCCUCUGUUACGCCUAGGAGCUGGAGCAUGUGCUGGAAUAGUAGCCAUGUCAGCAACUUACCCAAUGGAUCUGGUAAAAGGCAGGCUUACUGUCCAGACAGACGUGUCUCCUUUCCAGUACAGGGGAAUUGCCCAUACCCUAUCAACGGUACUUCAGGAGGAAGGCCUACGAGGUUUAUAUAAAGGAUGGCUUCCUUCUGUAGUUGGAGUUGUUCCAUGUAUCGGAUUAAACUUUGCUCUAUACGGAUCCCUGAAAGAGUGGUCGGUCAAGUACAAACCAUUAGGAUUAGUCAACAACAACUCUGAGCUAAGUAUCCCAGCAAGGCUCAUGUGCGGAGCUGUUGCAGGAACUGUUGGCCCGACAAUCUUUUACCCUCUUGAUGUGAUUCGGCGAAGGAUGCAGAUGGUUGGUUGGAACAAUGCUUCUUCAGUUAUUACUGGUGAAGGGUGCAGCAAAGCUUCACCUAUGUAUACAGGCAUGAUUGAUGCAUUCCGUAAAACAGUUCGAAAUGAGGGUCUUGUAGCAAUAUAUAAAGGCUUAGUUCCUAAUCUUCUUAAGGUGGUUCCAUCCGUUGCUAUUGCAUUUGUCUCAUAUGAGACGGUUAAGGACAUUCUUGGAGUUGAAAUAAAGAUAAAGAGGAAAAACAAAGAGGGGAAGGAUGACUGA